AUGAUCAGGACUCGGGGAUACACUGGCAACUUGGCAAUAAUCGUGACCCUCGGCGAUCUCGUUUUCAUCCAAAAGGAGCUCCUCCGUACAAAAAGGGACCGUGUGGGUACGGAUAGUCUUCAUCCGUCUCUUGAACAUGCUCCAAAAUUUCUUCGUUCUUACGCGUAUCAUCGCGAACGUAAAAAUAUGGGUCUUCAAGUGCACUUUGUCGGCUCAUAUUAUCACAAUUGA
Messenger RNA from Plasmopara halstedii, 231 nucleotides. RefSeq lists its product as uncharacterized. The transcript is spliced from 5 exons. The coding region runs from base 1 to 231 and encodes 76 amino acids. NCBI's taxonomy places the organism in Eukaryota, Oomycota, Peronosporomycetes, Peronosporales, Peronosporaceae. The record is from RefSeq and is a predicted model, not a curated record.